UUCGCACUCUUUGGUUUCCAGAAAAUAAUUAAGAAGAAUCUCAAGCUCUCACAACGGCGAGAAAAUGGCGUACUUCUCAGCGAGUUCGAGCUAUAGCUGGAACCUUUCUCUGAAGCUUGUCCUGAUCUCUACCGGUGUGCUGACCAUGGCUUUGGCGCUGAAGGUCUCGGCUCCGGUGGUAUCGGAUUUCGUGGUAUCCGAGAUCCCUUCGAUUUGGAGCUUCCUGCUGUCCUGGCUCAGGCCUCCCUACCUCUACAUCCUCAUCAACUGCAUCAUCAUAAGCAUCUUCGCCUCAUCAAAGCUCCAGCCGAGACCCGACGAUCCGGCGCCGGAGAUGCUGGCGGCUCCGCCGACACCGACUCCGGUGAAGGAUGUACGUGAGGACUAUGUGGCUUACGGAAACGACGACAUUUUGAGUAGGUACGUUUACGACACGGCGAAGGCUUCGGUUCCUGUGGUGCGGGGGGUGGAUUCGGAGGGAGUGGAGAAGACGUCGAGCAAUGAGAUCUUGAUGAACGGUGGUCAUGAGGCUGUGCUUCCGGGGUCGGCGUGGGACGGCGGGCUUCUUAAGCAAGACUCCUUGGAGCUUCUGUUUUCGAACAAUGAGAAAGAAAAUGAGAAACCGCCGGUUUCUGCCAGAUUCGCUCAUCGGAAGCCUGUGAAAGCCAGUCCUGAAGCAGGGAAGGCCUUGGGAGUGUCGAGGCCGAAGCGGCAGGAGACGUUAGAGACCACGUGGAAGACAAUAACGGAGGGCCGUUCGAUGCCGUUAACGAGGCACCUGAAGAAGUCCGACACGUGGGAACCGCACAUGCGGCGCAACAACCAGCCAACGGACGAGAAUACCCCUCCUCCGAAAAUGAAGAAGUGCGAGACGUUCCCCGACCGAAGCAACAACUCGUCGCCGGGAUCGGUACGACUCAAGAGGGAACCGUCGCUGAGUCAGGACGAUCUGAACCGGCGAGUGGAGGCGUUCAUCAAGAAGUUCAACGAUGAAAUGAGGUUGCAGAGGCAGGAGUCCUUGAACCAGUACCGCGAGAUGAUGAUCCACCGUGGAGACCAAUAGAUUAAAAAAAAGAAAAGGAACAAGACAAUUCGGUUGGUCAGCAUUUUCUGAUUUUCUCUUUGGGGUCAAAAGAGAAAGAGAAAAGGUGAAGAAAACCCCAAUGGAUAUGGGAUUUUUGGUGGUUUGAAGUAAAAGGGGUCUGUAAAAAAAGGGUGUAAGUCUUAGAAAUUGUGAUAUAAUUUCCCAAAUUUUCUUUGGGUGGGAUUUGGAAUGGUAAGAGAGGCAAGUGAGCUUGAAUUUUGAAAGGUAGUUGGAUUUGUUGAAAGUAGUUCGGAUUUAGAAAUGAUUAGUGAUGUGAUUAGUGGAUGGAUAUUAAUAAUUUUGCUGAUAAAUUUCGUCAUCAAUAUUCAAGACAGACAAUGUUUACCUGACGAAGAUAUUGUCAUAGUCUUAAUCAUUA
Messenger RNA from Corylus avellana, 1463 nucleotides. RefSeq names its product cotton fiber-like protein (DUF761). The record is from RefSeq and is a predicted model, not a curated record. Lineage: Eukaryota; Viridiplantae; Streptophyta; Magnoliopsida; Fagales; Betulaceae.